AAUGUGCUUCUGUUCCACACUUGUGUUCCUCCUUAGAGAAUUACAUAAAGUAGUUGUAGUUUCUUGGAUUUUGUUCUGCAUGAAUUAUUUAGAUUUGACUGAAAGACUGAGGUCAAAUGUGCAAACACAGACAUCCUUUAUGGUCGUUUAUGUUCGGGUUUUCGAUUAUUUUUUAAUUUUAACUUUUUAUUAUAUCAGUUGUAUAAUUCCAGUGUUCAUCAACCUUAUACCGAAGAACACAAUCCCUCCAUCUGAAAAUCCGCGCGCCCAUUCCCCUUCAAGCAAGGGCUUGGUGGUCGAGAGGGAGGAGGUGACAGUGGGGGGAGGGCACCCACUCCACUCAGGCGUGUACUAACGAGUGGUUACGACUUGUUGAUAGGGAAGAUUUUUUUUGAUCGGAGGUGUAUGAGCUGACCAAAGCGUGUUUUUUUUUUCUCUUUCUCUGUGAGCGUGGGGGAAAUGAAUUGUGCAACGUUACUUUCUUUUUCCGCCUUUACGCACUGAUCGACAUAUGUGCAAUCUUCCAGCUCUCCGUGUGCUCUGUGGGAGAACCCACGGGGUAGACAUGUUUCCACCUGAUCGCCGGGGGGUCUAAGUUUGUAUAUGUGUUUGCAGCCUGCCACACAAUGCAGACGUCACCUCCACUGGAUUCAGAUCAGUUUUGGUGAUGUCUUUCUUUUUCUCCCUCCUUGGCUCCUUUCGCGCGCAGCAGCUCGGUUUUUAUUGGGGAAUACAGUGAAGAAAAUAUGUUUUGAGGUAGUUGGAAUACAAGAUUUUGUUCAUUCAUGGUGCUGUCUAUAUUUCGGACUCUCCUCUGGGUGCGUAUUUCUCUCCAUCUCCAAACGUAACACUGUUGAUCCUUCGCCGUCGCGUAUUUCGCUUCUUGCAAACUUGGGAGUCCGCUUCGCCCGGGCUGCUCUGCCUUCACUCGAGUGCCGAUCUUCAUAGGAGGCGCCUGUGUGUGCUUGAUUUGCUGGCGGCGCACAUGCACGGGCGUCCCCAUCGCUUCACCCAAACAGCGACUCCUGACAGAGAAACCCUCGUCUGGAGGAGAGGAGAGGAGGGGAGAAGGCGGAGGGGGAAAGCAGGAGAGAGUGGGUGAAUGUGCUGUGAGGACGCUGCUGCAGCCGGUUAUUGGACAUUUAAAGGAGGCGAUGCCGCUGAACAUGACACAGACAAUGAAAAACAUCACUGUGCAGGUAUGAAAUACCCUCUGAAAUCUCCGUGCGCGUGAGUUUGGCUGAUAGCCCUUCAUCAAGACUGCAUGUAUGGAAUUACGCAUGAACUGAUCUCAUCUUUUCCAUCAUGUCCAAGAAUUUUCCGAGAGAUGAUGGUGACAGCUGUUUUAAAAUCGCAGUUACCAUGUAGUGUUUGGACUAAAAAGAAACCCAGCUCCUGAAAAAUCCACAUUUUUGACAUUUGACAUCACGGUACGGACCGCUCAGCCGCCACCAUGGGACUGUGACCCGGGCUGCGAGCUCCGAGAGGCGGCUGUUUGUGUAGUCUGUGCUCCGUGUGCAGACUGGACCUGAGCAGUUGUGACAUUUUGAGCCAUGGCUGCUGCUAUCGCGAGUGGGCUGAUCAGGCAGAAGAGACAGGCGCGGGAGCAGCAUUUGGACCGGCCCUCGACCAACCGACGGAGGAAGAGCCCCAACAAGAACAAGGGGCUCUGCAAUGGGAACCUGGUCGACAUCUUCUCUAAAGUGCGCAUCUUCGGCCUCAGGAAGCGGAGACUACGGAGACAAGAUCCCCAGCUCAAGGGUAUAGUGACCAGGUUAUAUUGCAGGCAGGGAUACUACUUGCAAAUGAACCCCGAUGGCUCUCUUGAUGGGACCAAGGAUGACAGCAGUAAUUCCUCUUUAUUCAACCUUAUUCCUGUGGGCCUCAGAGUUGUCGCCAUUCAGUCCGUGAAGACAGGGUUAUACAUCGCCAUGAACGGGGAGGGCCAUCUGUACACAUCAGAACUCUUUACAGCGGAGUGCAAGUUCAAAGAGUCGGUGUUCGAGAACUACUAUGUGAUCUACUCGUCCAUGUUGUACAGACAACAGGAGUCGGGGAGGGCUUGGUUCCUAGGGCUCAACAAAGACGGCCAAGCCAUGAAGGGGAACCGGGUGAAAAAAACAAAACCAGCUGCUCACUUCCUGCCCAAGCCAUUAGAAGUUGCCAUGUACAGAGAGCCAUCAUUGCAUGAUGUAGGAGAGACGGUGCCCAAGGCGGCGGUACCUCCCAGUAAAAGCACAAGUGAGCCAGCGGUGAUGAACGGAGGUAAACCUGUCAGCAAGCCCGACAAGCCCCCCACAUAGCCACACCUGGAGGGUACCCAGUGUGUGUGUGUUCGGAGGACAGGAGGCAGGGCUUCUCUUGACUAGACUCCAGACCCUCUUUUCUUCUGCGGAUCCGAUCCAGGCAAACCUCCUUCCCUUCCUUUCUCCUCUUUGCUCCUCCUUCCUCUUUUUGUCCGCCUUGUCCUCGUCGGAUUCUGAGGAGGGCAGAGUUUCUCCAGCACAGGAGGGAAGAGGACCUCCGAUCAUGGAAUGCCUUUAGAUUCCUCUGAAACUGUGAGAAUUCAUAUUUCACAACGACGCUCGUGGUACUUUGCUUGCUGACGGUUCAUUCAAGAAACCUCCCUCCUCCUCUCUAUAAGGCCCUGUCGCAGCAGAGUCUGCGUACCUUCAGAUCUAUUUUCUAUACCACAGUUCACCAGCUAUGUUCUGGGAUAGAGACUGUAUAGAUAGAGUAAAUAUUUGGACUGUCGUCCUCUAUUUUUUACGAGUAUGUUCCCCUCUCCCUCUCUUUCUAUCUCUAGUCACACACUUUUCUCUUUGUCAAGUAACCUAGAAAAGAAAAAACAAUUUUGCAAGGGGAGUUGUGUGAUUUUCUAAGAAAUACAUUCACACAGACGUGGCAUAAAAAGAAAACAAACAUGUAUAAAAAGAAAAAAAUCCAAAAUUCUUUCCCGCCUACAACAUGCACACACACUUACAGAGAGACGUCUAAAAGUUUGUGGGGAAAAAUCCGGGAUGUUGCUUUUUACAGCUGAUAAAAACACACUGGAGGCUGGCAGAUAGCUCCUGCAAUCAUAGUUGAUGAAGUGCUAAUUACCGCCACUGCAAUCAAUGUGAGGGGCUCCCUGCACACACACACACAAAACACACACAAACACACACACACACUUCUUGAAACAGAUGUGUGUGUGGGUGGGAGAGCGCUGUAAAGGAAUGGUGUAUACAUAUCACUAUCUAAGUCCCACCAGCGGUUCAAUCCGCCUUCUCUGGUAAAUAGAAAACCUGAAGUCUAUUUUUCUUUAAGCUUAUUUCCGAGCGUGGGCUCUAGGAAUAUCUCUAGGCCUUGUAGGCCUCUGUCCCUCACUCACUGACUUCUUUGGACUGCAAGGCAAGGCUUGUGGCUUUGACCCAGAUGGUCUCUAACUGCAGCACUGGCAGCCAUCUUAAGGCAGCGUCUACUUAUAGCCAGAAAACAACAUGGCUGAAAACCAAGUGGGCGACAUUUAUAUUGGCUGCAUCCCUAUUUGGUUUCAGCAAACUAAAGCAUGGGCAAGGUUAAUAUUGUGUUCUCUCUUCUUGCAGCAGUUAUACAAGAGAUGGCUUAUAUUGUAACAUUUUCACUGUAUAAAACUUAGGGAAAAUGACUAUUAAAAACUUUUUAAAUGACUAGAUAUUAUUAUUAUUGUUAUUAUUAUUAUUAUUACUACGAGAGGAUUUGUCUCCUAGCUCAGCAUGCAGAGUCCAGAUCAUCUUGGCCUAUCACGUGCCUGUUUGGACCUUGAUUCCCGGCAUGCAAAAACAGGUUCCCAGUCCCCACUGGGCCAAAGGUGCCUCACCCACCCGAUACAUCCAUGUAGAGGACACGUAGCAUUAUCCAUUAAAGAAAAAAAAAAAACUCACUCAGAUGUACUCGUUCUGAAAUGACCAAAGUCUUUUUUCAUCCCAAGAAGAACUGAUUCUGUACGGAAAACAAAAACAAAUCUGAUUCUCUCUUUAUUCAACCCAUCAAAGCUUUCACUGUGAUAGCAUUCGUCCUGUGUGACUGAUCUCACUCUGCUCAAACCCCCCCCUCCCCCCCCGAGAGGUCUCGACUGAUGUCAUUUUACGGAGGAAGUACCUGUACCUUGAAUUAAUCACAUGCAUGUCUUUUGUACACGGAACAAGGUAUGGAUACGGUUCUUCUGCUCUGUGUUGAGUUUGAGAUCACUGAAGUUCAGUGUACUUGGGAGUUGAAUGGGCAUGUUGUAGGCUACAGCACACUCACGGCUAAUCUUGAAGCUAACACACACACACACACACACACACACACAUACAUUGCACUUUUUUUUGUUGCAUCUUCAUCAUGACUGUUAGAGGUUUAUCAAAGCUCUACCUGAUCGCUCACUUUAUACCGUUUGUCCUGCUUUAGAGGAUUGUUUCUGACUAGAUAAGAUUUAGAAAGUGACGUAGAUGCUGUGUGCUGCUAAAACUUGCGACUAUGUUAGGAGAUUGAUUUGGUAAAUAUAAUUUAUUGGGAUUACACAUGACCAUCUCUUCUUACAGGACAUCAAAACACAUCAGAUCAAUAUUUGUCUGUACAAAGCUGUUAGUGCUGAAACAGAAAUGGCGCACUUAAAGCUGCUGCAUUCAGGGGCGGAGUCUCUGCCCCGAUGACAGCCAAUCACCCUCCACUCUGACAAACUCUACAUGCUGGGCUGGCUGCUGCUCCAGCCCAACAAGGCUGACUUUAUUUUUGUAAAUGACUGGUGUGUAAAUGUACAUCUGUUCUUUUGUUCUUUCUUUCUCUGUUUGUCUUCAUUUCUUUUGGUAUUUUUCAGUCGAGUGUGAUGUCGUCUCCUGAUCUGGAUCACUUUUGCGUUUCUUUGUCCCUCUCUUCAGAAUAUUCUAGCACUCUUGAGUUCCUUCUGUUUUUUUUUUUUUAACGUCUUAUUUUGUACGUUGUCCCAUCUGUUGCAUGGGGAGAGGAUGGCAUCGAUGAACUGCAUGUAGUAGGCUAUGUCUAUCAAGAACUGUUGGUAUGUACCGCUAAUUUUACAUACAUAUAUGCAACGAGUUUGUCUACACUAUACAGUUUGUGUUUGUUGUAUAACACCUAUACAACAUAUUGAUUAAAAUAUUUAUAUAAAGGGUGUACUGUACUGUAAUGUCAGUAACAUACUUAAUGCAAUAUAGUGUGCAGUAUAUUAUUGCACCUUUCAUUUCUGAUGGGACGAAGAAAACAGAGGGGUUGGCUAGUUUAAGCAUGAAAAAGGCCAAAGUAGAAUUUACAUUAAAUUUUCUUUGUGACUUCUUAUCGGUCCUCUUUUUCAAGUGGUGACAGAGCUCUUAUGUCAAUGCAGCUCUCAUCCCCUGAUGCCACCUUUUGAAGUGACAUGGACAUCCAGCAUGCCACAACUGAACUAUGUAUGCCCUCUCUUUGUUUCCUCCACUUAGAGUUUAACCUUAUCACUAGUAUGAGUUUGAGUGAGAUCCGUCUGUCUUGUACUGUAGCUGCAGUACUGCGUGGGGUACCAUGGCAGAUUGUUUGGUUUGGUUUUCCCCCCUGUUUGAGAAUAGGCACUAUUAAAAAUGAUUUAUUUUCAAAAUAAAAUAUAUAUACCAUUGCAAGUAUGCCCAUUGGAGUUAUGUCAUGUUAUAACAAAUUUGUAACCAUGUAUGAUUAAGGUCUUCGCAUUGUUUUCCAUGCAAAAUGUUGUGUCAUGCGGCACAUUUAAUGUUUUAUUAUUAAAAAGAAAUAAAAACCUCAAACAGU
This is a messenger RNA of Notolabrus celidotus (New Zealand spotty), 5757 nucleotides long. It is a transcript of the gene fgf14, whose product is annotated as fibroblast growth factor 14. Gene Ontology annotation, biological process: regulation of cell migration; animal organ morphogenesis; positive regulation of protein phosphorylation. The record is from RefSeq and is a predicted model, not a curated record. Gene Ontology annotation, molecular function: fibroblast growth factor receptor binding; growth factor activity. Gene Ontology annotation, cellular component: cytoplasm. The transcript has 5 exons. The coding region runs from base 1554 to 2303 and encodes 249 amino acids. Lineage: Eukaryota; Metazoa; Chordata; Actinopteri; Labriformes; Labridae.